UUUGACAUGGCGAGGGGUUUCGUACUGUACUGGCAGGCACGCGAUAGGUCCUUCGUCUCAUCCGUGUGAACCCAACAUGACAUCUCACGGUGCUCAUCGCUCUGACCACAUUUUGGGAACUAUGAAACAAUAGCGGAAACCGAUGCUUAGAUGAGACAGUUGCAGUGUGUCAGGUUCACUUGCGUGAAGGUCGAAUACCUUUGAUUGCAUUUUUUUUUUAACAUUUAUUUUUUGAAGGCUGCUGGAAUGAUUCGGAGGGCUACGACUAUCAUUCGCCAUUGCGUCCUCUCUGUGCAUUUUAUCUUGCUUUUUCAUUUUUGACUAUCGUUCAGUUUUUAUUUUCUUGCUUUUUUUUUAAUGCGACCGUCAAUCUGUAUUCGACUGACUCGUAGAAGGAGACGCAGCGAAGGGACCGGCGAAUAUAAGCCUUCACCACCCGAGGAUUCGUUUAUUUAGUUAGCUAGUAAGAAACUUGAGUCCGGACACCAAAGAUGUUUGAAAAGGGGGGAAUUCUCUGCGUUCUCCUUGACAUAUUCUGCCUUGCACUUGCUGGACUCCCAUUUGCAAUUCUCACCCCCCGCCACAAUCCUUUCAAACGAGGAUUUUUCUGUAACGAUGACUCCAUCAGGUACCCCCUUAAAGAAGACACCAUAUCCUAUCAGUUAUUGGGUGGAAUAAUGAUUCCUCUUACAGUGCUUUCUAUGGUGUUUGGAGAGUGCCUUUCAGUGUAUUUAAAACGCAUCAAGUCCAAGUCAUCUGUCAGGAAUAACUAUGUGGCCUGCGUCUAUAAGGCCGUGGGCACCUUUCUGUUCGGCGCGGCCGUCAGCCAGUCGCUGACCGACAUCGCCAAAUACUCGAUUGGGCGGCUGAGGCCCCACUUCCUGGACGUGUGCAAGCCCGUGUGGGAUCGCAUUGACUGCAAAUCAGGUGGCUACAUUGAGAACUUCACCUGCACAGGGGAUAAGACAAUGGUUGACGAGGCCAGGCUCUCCUUCUAUUCUGGACACUCCUCGUUCUCUAUGUACUGCAUGCUGUUCCUUGCACUUUAUAUACAAGCGAGACUCCAGGUGGAAUGGGCGAGGCUGCUCCGGCCCACAAUCCAGUUCUUCCUGAUCGCGUCUUCCUUGUAUGUAGGCCUGUCAAGGGUGUCUGACUACAAGCACCACUGGAGCGACGUCCUUACAGGGCUGAUACAAGGAGCCAUAGUGGCCAUACUGACUGUACUGUGCGUGUCAGAUUUCUUCAAAAAGUCAGUGGAACCCAGCAAACAGGAAGAGGAAAUCCCACACACCAGCCUGCAGGAGAGCCCCACGAAUGGAAACCAUUAUGGGAGCACUCACUAAGACAUGGGAGACUGAAGCAGACCACCCAUGAGUGAGCCACCGCCACACUCGCUCUGGAACCCACGUGCAAGUCAGGAAGGAGACUGAAAGAACUCAGGAUGGACAUGUAAUUAUAUCGAAUAUUGCCUUUGCUGGACUGCUUUACCUGCAACCCAAUGCUUCCUGUGUACCCUCCACAACACCAAUAUUAUGUACAUAUACUAACAUGCACACAAAGAAAAAAAAAAUUG
This is a messenger RNA of Megalops cyprinoides (Indo-Pacific tarpon), 1573 nucleotides long. Its product is annotated as phospholipid phosphatase 1-like. Gene Ontology annotation, molecular function: phosphatidate phosphatase activity. NCBI's taxonomy places the organism in Eukaryota, Metazoa, Chordata, Actinopteri, Elopiformes, Megalopidae. Bases 492 to 1343 code for a protein of 283 amino acids. The transcript is spliced from 6 exons. The record is from RefSeq and is a predicted model, not a curated record. Gene Ontology annotation, biological process: signal transduction; phospholipid metabolic process; phospholipid dephosphorylation.